AUGCCUUACACCAACAACCACAGCGCAAGCAAUGCCAUCGCCAUCAUCGGCAUGGCAGCGCGCCUCCCGCAGGAAGCGGACACGAAUGAGAAUCUCUGGAAGUUCCUUCUGCAGGCGAGGAACGCAAUGACGCCUUUUCCCAGUGAGCGGGUCAAUCAUCAGAGUCAUUAUCAUCCUGAUUCGGAGAAUUGGGGGGACUAUAUUUAUUACCCCUCGCGAGUAGACUUUUCUUCCCCUACUCUUCUUUUCAUUCUCUCGUUAACUAAGCUAUGGCUAUUGCAAGGCGGCCACUUCAUCGCUGGCGACCCGGCCUCCUUCGACUCGCAAUUCUUUGGCAUCACCAAAACCGAAGUCAUGACCAUGGACCCCCAGCAGAGGAUCCUAAUGGAAAAUGUCAAGGCAAUGUCUUCCAUGACCUCCGUCUUCGUCAGCGGCUUCAACCACGACUUCCUGCAGCUGCUGAACAACGACCCGGAGGUGUCGGCCAAAUACAAGCCGACGGGCAUGUCGAACUCCAUCCUCGCGAACCGCAUCAGCUGGUUCUAUGAUUUCAAGGCGCCCUCCCUCACCGUCGACACGGCUUGUUCCAGCAGCAUGGUGGCCUUUCACCUAGGCUGUCAGAGUCUAACCGCUGGCGAGAGUGAGAUGGCUGUCGUCAGUGGAGUGAAUGUGCUGCUGUGGCCGAAUGACUUUGUCGCCAUGUCCCAUCAUGGUUUCCUGUCGCCGGACGGGUUAUGUUACAGUUUCGACCAUAGGGCCAAUGGAUACUCCCGUGGAGAAGGGGUAGGGACGGUUAUUCUGAAAAGGCUUUCAGAUGCCCUUCGCGAUGGAGAUACGAUUAGAGCAGUGGUCCGUGGAUCUGGUGUAAACCAGGAUGGACGUACUCCUGGUAUCUCUCUGCCGAACGGCACGGCACAGACUGCGCUCAUCCGUGAUGUUUAUGCGAGAGCUGGACUCAACCCGGAAGAUACGCUUUUCAUCGAAGCUCACGGCACAGGGACCGCAGCUGGUGAUCCCAUCGAAGCACGCGCCAUUGCUCAAGCAUUCAAUACUAGCUCUAGCACUAGGAAAGCUCCCCUCUAUAUUGGCGCCAUGAAGUCAGGCAUAGGCCAUCUUGAAGGUGCCUCAGGAGUUGCCAGUCUCAUCAAGUCUGUCAUGAUCCUCGAAUCGGAUGUUAUACCUCCAAACACCAACUUUGAACGAGUUAACCCUAAAAUUCCUGGCCAGCAGCAGGGCAAAGAAGGAUCUCUAUCAACUCCAUGGUCUCACCGGCUGGAGGGCAUUCACAGAACUGUACCAACUGUACCGUCUGAGGAGGACAUCCAGCGCAUGUGUGCUCGCCUCGACUUGGCAGGAUAUGAGCUUAUAAAUGGUGCAGUCAGUGAUAGACAUGAAGUCAAGUCGAAGAAGUCCCUGGAUAAUGGCCAUCAGUUUGGCAGUGAAGAAAAUGGCAACACGAAUGGCAAUGGUCAUGUUAGCACCAACGCAACUCUGCUUUUCCUAUUCUCUGCGUUUGACGAGAACGGCGUACAGAGAAACGCAAAACCAUACGCACAGCACUUGAAGUCGUUGCCGCCAAUGACUGAGGGCGAGGAAAUUCCAAUAUCUCGCCGAUUUAGCUCACACGCUUUCCAGCAGGCGCACCGACUUUGCGUGGAGGAGCUUCUAAAGAGUCUCGAGGCUGCAGAUGAAUAUAUGAGGAGCUUAGGCAGCUCGUGGUCUUUGAUCGAUGAACUCCAUCGAGAUAAAACAAACACAAGGAUCAACCAACCUGCCGUUGCACAUGUGGCAUGUGCUGCUCUGCAAAUCGCUGUUGUCGAUCUUCUGGCAAGCUGGAACAUCCUACCGAGUCGAGUUGUAGGUCACUCUUCCGGAGAGAUUGCUGCUGCUUACUGUGCUCGGAAACUCGGUCGCAAGGCAGCCUGGAAAGUGGCUUACUUUCGCGGCAUUGUAUCUUCUAUCAAGCAUCCAACUAAAGGUGUUAUGAUGGCGGUUGGCCUCUCGGAAAGUGAUCUCGCGCCUUACUUGCAGAAAGUUGAUAGCAGUCUUGCGGGAGAGCUCAUCAUCUCUUGUUACAACAGUCCAUCAAACAAUACAGUCUCCGGGGACGAAGCAAAGGUGGACGCUCUAAAAGCAUUACUCGAUGCAGACUCCGUGUUUGCACACAAGUUGACUGUCUCAAAUGCUUACCAUUCAAGUCACAUGAAAGCAGUGGCCGACGAAUACUGCAGACUGCUGGGAGACAUCAAGUCAACCGACAAACUUGCGUCCUCCCAGGACGUUCACAUGUUCUCUUCUGUCACUGGUCAGUUGGUGGAUUCAGACGUGCUUGAAUCACCUCAGUACUGGGUCGACAACCUGGUGUCACCGGUGAACUUCACCAAGAGUUUGACUGCAGCCUGCUUCCAGGGUCUUCCAAAGGGUCAAAAAUCAGUCAGCAUGAACAACACAGCCGAGAACGUGUUCCUCAACGAGAUCGUGGAAGUUGGUCCCCAUGGCGCGUUGCAAAGCGCCAUUAAGCAGACAAUCAAAGCCUAUAACAAUGUAGCUUCAAUCGAAUAUCUACCAGUUCUGAACCGCAACUCUCCGGGUGUCAGCACAAUUCUCACGGCUGCCGGCUAUUUGAACAGCAGAGGGUACCCAGUUAAUAUUCGCCGCGCAAAUGAAACAUCUGCUUCCAUCCACCCACAAAUGCUCGUUACGCUUCCACCCUACCGCUUCGAUCACUCAAACAAGAUCUGGUGCGAAAGUCGGAUCACCAGAAACAUCCGCCUGAGGAAGCAUCCAAAACAUGACCUGUUUGGAGCGCCGGUCGCCGAUUGGAACGCUGAGGAACCACGGUGGCGUUAUAUCAUACGCCUUUCAGAGAAUCCUUGGUUAAGAGACCAUGUCGUGACGGGCAGCUACAUAUACCCCGGCGUCGGAUACAUAGUGAUGGCCAUUGAGGCCGCAAAGCAAAUUUCGGACCCGAAUUUACCGAUUUCUGGAUACCGGCUCAGGGACAUCGCCAUUAAAACGGUAUUAAACGUUCCUGUUACGAAAGACGGCGUCGAAGUGAUGAUAUCUAUGUCACGAAUGGACGAGUCGAGCACACAACGCUCAAAUGGAAUUUCGGCAUCAUUUCGAUAUGUAGAAGUUGAGCUUACCACCACGGCAAACAUCAUUGACAGUGGCCGCGAAGCUGAGGAGGAGUCUCGCACGUGGCGAGAAGCGCUGAAAGAGGCUUCCCAGACUUGCCGGUCUCCAUUGGAUAUGGUUCGGACAUAUGAAAAUUUGUGCGACGUCGGGCUCACAUUCGAGCCUCUAUUCAAGAACCUCUCCAAUGUGAAACUGGCACAAGGGAAAGGAGAAGCGACUGGAGUUGUCACUGUUCCAGAUGUUUUAAGCUCAAUGCCGAAGAAAUUCAUGCGUCCACACGUCAUUCACCUAUGCACCCUCGAUAGUGUGUUACAUUUAUUCCUUGCUUCCAUUCUUGACAGUAUUGGAGAAGAGAUGCUGUCAACAGCUAUGCUGCCAACAUUUAUGCGAGAGGUAUGGGUGUCCUCUUCUAGCAGCAGCAGCACCGGUCAUACAUUUCGGGGACAUGCCAGGUCCACUCCAGUCGCUGCUCAGAAGUAUGAAAGCGAUAUCAUCAUGAUCUGGGAUGGUGAAGUCGACGAAGGGAGAGUGUCGAUUAGGGGCCGGAAAGCCUCCCCAAUCUCGAACAAUGAGUCGACAGGUACACGAACCGCCAAGUUCUGCCAUACUGUAGAGUGGAAGCCCGAUGUCGACCUGUUGAAAUCUGAUCGGAUUCCAAACGUGGCUCUUUCGACGGAGAAAGAAAUCGAAGAUCGACGGCGAGAGGUUCAGGACCUUCAAUUAGCCUAUAUCCCUACCGAAUCGUACGAGGGGCAUUUCCAAAACUAUUACCAAUGGCUCCUGCAGCAAGCCAGGCUUCUCAAAUCGGACUCCAUAACCCACUUGCCAUUAUCCCGGUGGAUGCAAUACAAGGAUGAUAAGGAGUUCAAGGAGGAAUUCUACCGUCAGAUUGCAGGAAAGGGAGUGGAAGGUGCACUGUGCAUUCGCACGGGAUCGAACAUCGUUCGAGUCCUCAAGAAAGAAGUCGACCCUCUCUAUCUCAUGUUUGGUAUGGACGAUCUCCUCGAUAGGAUAUAUUCCGAGAUGGUUGGCACAGGGGACCUUCAUAACCUGACUAGGGCAUACAUCGACUUGAUUGGACAUAGUCGCACUGAUCUGAAUAUUUUGGAAAUUGGCGCUGGCACAGGGAGUUUGACCACAGCCUUUCUGGAAACCUUGAGUCCUCUGCCUUCCCAUGAACAAAGCUCUGGCAAAUCGUCAAGGAUUUCAAAAUAUAUCUAUACCGAUAUCUCUGCCUGGUUCUUUGAGAAAGCCAAGGAGAGGUACAAGAGCUGGAGGAACAUCCUGGAUUUUCAAACCCUAAACAUUGAGAUUGAUCCGCAGGAACAAGGAUUUGCCAAAGGAGAGUAUGACAUUGUUGUAGCAGGCAACGUCUUGCAUGCCACAGCAGACCUCCGAAAGACUUUGAAACAUGUCCGGUCUUUGCUCAAGCCUGGAGGCAGGCUGAUUCUCUAUGAGGGAAUUAGACAGGAUUUUCUUCCCACACCUCUCGCCUUCGGUCAGCUAGCAGGCUGGUGGCUGGGCGUAGAACCCAUUCGGAAAUGGAGCGCCUGGAUCAACGAAGAGGAGUGGGGAAGGAGUCAGGCUCAAGAUGACCUUGCAUCCUCACUUACGGACAAAUGGAUUGAAAAAUAUGGUCUUCAGAAUUGUCCGAUUGCCAAGUAUACAGACCUGAGCAAUAGGGAUCUCAGGAAUACUCACUGUGUCUCCUUGAUGGAGCUGGAGCGCUCUGUGCUCGCAGACCCGACUGAAGAAGAGUUCGCCAAUAUCAGACACCUUUUGUCCACUUGUGAUGGACUACUCUGGGUAACUGGAGACUUCACGUCGAACCCGGAGCUAAACAUGAUUGCAGGACUCAUUCGGGCAGUACGCUGGGAACGAGAUCUUGAGGGCCCUAAUUUGGUCACCUUGGCCAUUUCUGACCCACGCCCCUCGCAGGGGAUCAUGGUACAGGCUAUUCUCGACACUUUUGAUCAUCAAUAUGCAAAGUCAAAUACAGACAAGGACAACGGCGAAUACGUUUUUCAAGACGGUGUGUUUUUCACAAACCGUCUCGUCGAUGCCACCGAAAUGAACGACUACUUGACUGCCAAGGUAUCGAAGCCAACAGCCCAGAUGGUUCCUCUGGGCAAGGCCGAAGCUGAGCGACCUUUGAGACUCACAACAGCUCCAGGCAUGUUGAACAAACUCCAAUUUGAAACAGAUCCGGUCUGGUUUGAGCCUCUUGGUGAAUUGGACGUCGAAAUCAAGGUCAAAGCAGUUGGUCUGAAUUUCCGCGACAUCAUGAUGGCAAUGGGCGAGCAUAACGCCAUGACUUUCGGCAAUGAGGCUGCCGGCAUCGUGACUCGGGUUGGGCCUGCUGUAAAGAAAGUAAAGGUCGGUGAUCAUGUUGUCUACAUGGACGGAAUUGGGAGGACCGGAACCUUUCAGACAUACGGCAGAGUGAUCGAGGAUCUGGUAGCCAUCAUACCCAAAGACAUGGGCUUUGAGGUCGCUGCCUCGCUACCUUCUAUCUAUGUGACCGCGAUUUAUGGGCUCUAUCAUCUUGCCAGACUGAGCCAAGGUGAGACUGUCUUGAUUCACAGUGCAGCCGUUGGAGUGGGACAGGCCGCCAUAAUGCUAGCAAAUCUUGUUGGCGCAGAGAUCUUUGCAACAGUGUCCACUCCCGAGAAGGCCAAUCUCCUUAUGACCAAGUAUGGUGUCAAAAAGGAUCACAUAUUUUCAAGUCGAGACUUGUCAUUUGCCAAGGGAAUCAUGAGGAUGACAAAUGGCCGGGGGGUUGACGUCGUUUUGAACUCUCUUGCGGGAGAGUUCCUUAGUCGGACAUGGGAAUGUGUUGCACCUUUUGGCCGAUUUAUUGAAAUUGGAAAGAAAGACGCACAGAAUAAUGGAGAAGUUACACUGAACCCUUUUCUUCGAAAUGUUAUCAUGGGCAGUGUCGAGUUGCCGACGAUGGUGCGGUACCGGCCCAAGGAGAAUGUUGGCUUGAUUGAGGAAACUGUACGUCUGUACACUGAAGGAAAAAUCAAAGAGCCAACACCAACCAAAGUCCUCAAUUACUCGCAUCUAGAGGAGUCCUUCCGGGUGCUGCAAUCGGGAAAAGGCAUGGGAAAGACCGUACUUGUCCCGACGGAGGAUGCUAUCGUCCCAGUCGUUCCACGACCACCAGUUCAGAUGAAAUUCGAAGAAAAAGCCUCCUACGUUCUUGCAGGGGGUUUUGGGGGUAUCGGCCGCAGUAUCGCUCGAUGGAUGGCCUCACGAGGUGCGAAAAACUUAAUUUUCCUCUCACGUUCUGGUGCAGCAAGUAGUGCUGCUCAAGAGACGAUCCAAGAACUCGAGAGUCGGGGAGUUACUGUUCGUGUGUUUUCCUGUGAUGUCUCAGAUAAAGAUCGCCUUGUUGCUGUUCUGGAGGAGUGCAAAACCAGUCUUCCUCCUAUAAGAGGUUGUAUCCAGGGCUCAAUGGUUCUUGCCGACAAGAUCUUCGAGAACAUGAGCUAUGAGAAGUUUCGGGCGGCCACACGACCCAAGGUCCAAGGAUCUUGGAACCUCCACGCCUGUCUCCCAAGAGACAUGGAUUUCUUCAUUCUCCUAUCCUCCGCGACGGGCCUUGUGGGAAAUCGUGGACAAGCAAAUUAUGCAGCGGGAAACACAUAUCAGGACGCACUGGCGGCUCACCGUGUAUCUCUCGGUCUCCAUGCCACGUCUCUCGAUCUGGGCACGCUUCUUUCCAUUGGCUAUGUGGCCGAGAAUCGCCAGCUGCUGGGCCAUGUAAAAUACGUCGCGUCGUUGCUGGGCUCCGUCCGCGAAGAGGAGAUACACAGCGUGAUCGAAUACUGCGUCAAACCCACUGGACCAUCUAAGAGGCCCAUUCAGAUAGCUUCGUCUGUGACAACUGCGGCAGAAUACCGGGCCCGGGGCAUGCCCACGCCCUCGUGGCUACACAUGCCGCUGUUCACCCAACUGGCCUCGACAAGUUCCAGUGCCACAACCGGUCCCGGAGGCGAGGAGAGCGCCUCCGGACUGAAUAUUGCUUCUCUAUUGGAAUCAGCAACGUCUUUGGCGGACGCGGCUGCCGUUGUCGCGGACGCGAUUCGCACAAAGCUCUCGAAGCUGCUUAAUAUCUCAGUCGAAAACAUCGACCCCAGCAAAAGUGUCAGCAGCAACGGGGUUGAAAGCCUGGUAGCUGUAGAGUUCCGCACGUGGCUCGCGAAAGUCCUGGCAGCCGACAUACCCUUGCUGGACAUCUUGGGCACCAUGCCCAUCACGGAGUUAAGUGUCAAGGUCGUGUGUGAGAGUAGACUCGUUGCGGGGCACUUGAAGCCUGGAGAAGGAAAAACCCAGCUAGUGUCGCUGUCGGAGGGUAAUGGGAGUGAAGAGUACAUGUAG
Messenger RNA from Rasamsonia emersonii CBS 393.64, 7524 nucleotides. Its product is annotated as Lovastatin nonaketide synthase. Gene Ontology annotation, biological process: fatty acid biosynthetic process; secondary metabolite biosynthetic process. Gene Ontology annotation, molecular function: oxidoreductase activity; fatty acid synthase activity; phosphopantetheine binding. The transcript is spliced from 10 exons. Lineage: Eukaryota; Fungi; Ascomycota; Eurotiomycetes; Eurotiales; Trichocomaceae. The record is from RefSeq and is a predicted model, not a curated record. The coding region runs from base 1 to 7524 and encodes 2507 amino acids.